UUACCUUCUUGGAGCUUGACUUCGGACAAAAAUGAUAGUCAGUUCGCUUCGGUUAUUCAGUGCUAGUACUUAGAAAUUAGUGGGUGGCAUCCUGUGGACACGGGACAAUGGCGAAGGAUGAAGCCGAUGCUGAUGCGAAAAAGCCAAAGCAUGCACACCCCCGUGACAGCAAAAGACCCAAGAAAGUGUUUGUGUCGAACGAUGCAAAUACCAGCGCAGCUGCCAAGGAGUUCUCUGAGUUUCGUCAACGGCUCAAGCCAUCGCGAAAUACCCGCUGGGCUCAGGAUAGUGACGGGGACGAUAUACCUGUGACGCGGAGAUCAAAAAAAGGCAAGAAAGAUGGCGACUCGGAUGAAGCAGCCGGCACGGGCAGUAAGAUCAGCCUCAAGUACGUCUUGCUUAUGCUGCUGAUGCUGGCGCCUGGCUUCAUUGAAAUGGUCGCCAUGAGCGGUGGCCUGUACAGCUCAGCCUUCGCCGCCGCUGACUGGCUGUGGAACCCGCGCCAUGCUGCUAUUGUCGUCCUGUGCGUUACCGUGCCUGUGCUGUUGUACAAACUGCUGCCGGGGCGCGUUGUGACAGCUCUGUUUGUGACCGUCAUGGUGUGCUCCGUAGUCGUUCCCACGUUCAGCGUUGCCCGAUGCUCGCCCGUGAUGAUCAAUUACACCCACUUCAGCACCAACUACAGCAUUCAGCGGAAGGCAGCGGAGAUCAUGCAGGACGCCGUGAUGCCUUGCGUGCGGCGAUACCCGAUGGCCGUGUACCGCCUGUCAGUGAUGUCGCCACAGCUCUCGCUGGUCAUGCAUCCACGUGACAUCAUCAACGUCAACAUUACAUCAUCGCAGGACUCGCCGCUGCCGUACCGUCUUCUCAUGGCAAAGUCUGGCCGCUCAGUGAGAGGGCGCUGGCACCUCAUUUUCCUGCUGGCGAAAGUAUCACGGCGCCUGUCGAUGCGCGACGUGUACACUAGCAUGCAGGAGGACGACCGAGACGACGCAUCGUACAUCCUGCGUGGAAAACUGGUCGACACACCAAAGAGCAUGCAGCCCAUGCAACAGCAACUGGCACGUGACAAGCUCAUGCGCCCUAUGAUGUUUGAUGUACAUUCCAUUGAGCCAUUCACAUAGAGCUGCUAAUAGUGAAUGCUGAUGUGAAUAUUCUAUUUUAGUUUUUAUCAUUCGACUCACCUUUUUAUCCGACCAACAGAUGCAAUGUGAAAUUCUGUACGCGAGUAUGUUCGCCCCAUUUAACAAGAGAAAAUCAUGCUGAUCUCCAUCUGUUUUGAGUCGUAUGUGUAACUGCCAACACCUAGUGAUUGUGAAGGUGUUGUCCAGCAUUUUCUUUCACCUCCUGUUUGCUGGUAGUGGAUCGCUGACGAAGCUGUCACGUUACAGCGUAACACAGGUGCAGCUCACACGUUGAUCUCCUCGUUUGCUGUGUCACAAAACAGCCCCUGCCGGAAAGCUUUACUCGCACGAUACUGCUUGCAAGACCCAUGGGUCCAGCACACUAGCACCGAGCUGCGGAGCAGAUGCUCUUUGUUGCAUUGUUGCUCAGUUCCAGCGUGCUAAGGUGCUCCGUAACGGGUAUCUCCCAAGAUGUGAAGUGCUCGUGGUCAUUAAAA
Messenger RNA from Sycon ciliatum, 1621 nucleotides. RefSeq lists its product as uncharacterized. Lineage: Eukaryota; Metazoa; Porifera; Calcarea; Leucosolenida; Sycettidae. The record is from RefSeq and is a predicted model, not a curated record. The transcript has 2 exons. Bases 108 to 1124 code for a protein of 338 amino acids.